This is a messenger RNA of Episyrphus balteatus (marmalade hoverfly), 1831 nucleotides long. RefSeq names its product iduronate 2-sulfatase (gene Ids). Bases 145 to 1665 code for a protein of 506 amino acids. NCBI's taxonomy places the organism in Eukaryota, Metazoa, Arthropoda, Insecta, Diptera, Syrphidae. The record is from RefSeq and is a predicted model, not a curated record. Gene Ontology annotation, molecular function: iduronate-2-sulfatase activity. The transcript has 3 exons.
UUGACAGAGAAAAAAAUCUUUUCAGACAUCCGGCCACAAGACCAGAACGAUCGAAGUAGCUGCCGGCCGGUGGGAUCUUGCGUUCAUCUUGGACCGAGUAUAUUCAUUCAUUACCUACCGGUCGCGGUCAGCAGUGGUCGAAAGAUGUUCAAAAUUACGUUGUAUUUUAUUUUGGCGGGAACCACAAUCAGUGCGUCGCAAUAUAACGUCGUUCUUGUUGUAAUUGAUGAUUUGCGUCCCGUGAUAUCGGGAUAUGGUGACGUCUUAGCAAAAACCCCAAACAUUGAUAAUUUCAUGAAAAAUAGUUUCUAUUUCUCCAGAGCUUAUAGUCAGCAAGCUUUAUGUGCUCCAAGUAGAAACUCUUUCCUCACGGGAAGACGACCGGAUACUUUAAGACUCUACGAUUUCUACAGCUAUUGGCGAACGAGCGUUGGCAAUUACACAACCCUUCCACAGUAUUUUAAAGAUCAUGGUUAUACAACUUAUUCGGUUGGUAAAAUCUUCCAUCCAGGAAUUUCGUCCAACAACAACGAUGACUAUCCACUGAGUUGGAGUCGACCUGCGUUUCAUCCAAAGACAGAAAAAUUUAUGAACUCACCGGUAUGUCUAGAUGGCAGUGGUGUACUUAAAAAGAAUCUGAUUUGUCCUGUUUUGCUGGAGUCGCAGCCUUUGAAGACUCUUCCAGACAUUGAGUCAGUGAAAGAAGCUAAACGUUUUUUAAGUUUUGAAGCAAAGAAACCUUUCUUUCUGGCUUUAGGAUUCCAUAAGCCACAUAUCAAUUUUCGGUUUCCAAAAGAAUUUCUGAAUGAGUUUCGUUUGGAUGAUUUUAAAAACUACACAGAGGACUCAUACAAGCCAGAUGGGAUGCCAAAUGUUGCUUGGAAUCCUUUUACUGAUGUCCGGUCUCGUGAUGACUUCAAGCGUCGAAACAUCUCAUUCCCCUAUGGACCUAUUCCUAGUGUACAGAGAUCGGCUAUCAGACAGGCGUAUUACGCUUCAGUAGCCUAUGUAGAUGAUCUUUUUGGGAAGUUCUUGGAAAGUGUCAACCGGAACAAUACAAUAGUUGUACUUACAGGAGACCAUGGUUGGUCACUUGGGGAACAUGGUGAAUGGGCCAAGUACAGUAAUUUCGAAGUUGCUGUUCGAGUUCCCUUCAUCAUUCAAAGCCCUGAGUUUCCAUUGAUAAAGAGUAAAAAUAUAAAAUCAAUUGUGGAAUUGGUUGAUAUAUUUCCUACACUCACUGAUCUUGCAAAGCUACCUCCGGUUCCCAAGUGUCAGGAAAAGUACACGGAUAUAGUGUGUACCGAAGGCAAAAGCCUGUAUCGCUAUUUUUUGGACCCAAACUACAAUGAUUUGAUGAUGCAUGCUUUAAGUCAGUAUCCCCGUCCUGGUUGGGAACCUACAAAGCAUCCAAAUAGUGAUAAGCCACGCUUGAAGAAUAUAAAAGUAAUGGGAUAUUCUAUGAGAACGGAUAAUUUUCGUUACACAUUGUGGGUAAAGUUUCAUCCUGGGAACUUCACAAAGGAUUGGACACAAAUAUAUGGUGAAGAAAUGUACGAUCAUCGAAUUGACUCGGGAGAAUUUAUAAAUUUAGUUGGAAGGGAUGAAUUUGCCGGUAUUCGAAUGUGGUUGCGACAUCAGCUUGUGACUGCAUUUUCGGACUAAUUAUGUUGUAUUGAUUUAUCACAAUGGAUUUAAAAGUGAAUCGAGCCUUUGCCCGAAAGCCACUUAAACCUAUGUUGUAUCGAUGGUUAUUGAAAUUAAAACUUUUCAUUGUUUAAAGUCUACAAAAAAAUUUAGUUGCUUUGUCAUUUUUUCAAGUAUUCAUUUU